AUGAGCUCUAUGACACCGAAAGUUGUACUUUUUGAAAUGGCUAUAGAAGAAGACCAAUUGAAAGUAAAUGAAACUGACGAUGAGGAGCACAAAAAGCUUGUAACAAUGGUUAAUGAGUUGUCACACUCCAUCUCUGGGGUCAAGUUAGAAAUGGAAUAUGUUUCUGUUAGGACUCAAGUACACUGGGAAAUUAAUAAGAAUACCAAUUUUCGCGUGGUCGUUUGGGCUGCGUUCGAAGCAUUUCUAAUCAUAGCCAUGAGUAUCGGCCAAGUUUUCUAUCUCAAACGUUUCUUUGAAGUUCGGAGAUUAGUUUAA
Schistosoma curassoni is the source of this 315-nucleotide messenger RNA. The record is from the annotation of a GenBank genome assembly. Lineage: Eukaryota; Metazoa; Platyhelminthes; Trematoda; Strigeidida; Schistosomatidae.